Messenger RNA from Lasiosphaeria miniovina, 1233 nucleotides. RefSeq lists its product as uncharacterized. Bases 1 to 1233 code for a protein of 410 amino acids. The record is from RefSeq and is a predicted model, not a curated record. NCBI's taxonomy places the organism in Eukaryota, Fungi, Ascomycota, Sordariomycetes, Sordariales, Lasiosphaeriaceae. The transcript has 2 exons.
AUGCCUUCCAACGCAUUCACCACAGGCCUUCUGGCUCUGCUCGUCGCUGGUGGCCAGCUUGCUGCCGCCCACAUGGAAAUGCAGUUUCCUGCCCCUCUCCGGUCCAAGUACAACCCGAACGCAGUCAACAUCGAUUACUCCAUGACGGCCCCUCUCAGUGGUGACGGCUCCAACUAUCCUUGCAAGGGCUACCUAUCCGAUAUUGGUUCCGCGGCAGGCAAGAGCACGGCCACGUUUGCUCCCGGUGGCACAUACAACUUCACCAUCGUCGGUGGUGCGGCUCACGGUGGCGGCUCCUGCCAGGCGAGUCUGAGUUACGAUGGAGGAAAGACGUUCACCGUUGUCCAGUCCAUCGUUGGCGGAUGCCCACUCUCGUCUAGCUACCCGUUUUCGAUUCCAUCAGACGCCAAAACCGGCGACGCCAUCUUUGCUUGGACCUGGAACAACAACCUCGGAAAUCGCGAGAUAUACAUGAACUGCGCCGCCGUCACUAUUGGAGGAGGCAGCAGCAAGCGUGAGCCGCUCGCAGAGCGCGCUGUGGCAUUCUCGUCCCGCCCUUCCAUUUUCCUCGCCAAUGUCGGAAACGGCUGCAAGACGGUCGACAGCGCCGAUGUCAUCUACCCCAACCCUGGACCCGAUGUUGUCACUAAUAAGGGUGCUACGCAGUCACCGCCAACAGGAACCUGUGGUUCCGCUGCCGCUGCCGGCUCGGGUUCGGACUCUGGAUCUGGCUCUAGCUCCGGCUCCGGCUCCGGCUCUGGCUCUGGAGCGGGUUCGAGCUCAAGCGCUGGCGCUGGUGCUGGCGCUAGCACGUCGACUUCUUCGGCGCCGGCUUUCGCUGCACCAUCCCCAACCACCACGGCGGUGCCAACAGUGUCUCCUACUUUGCCUGGGUAUACGACGCCUGUUGCCGCAGUCCCCACGACGCUGCAGACCGCCACCAAGGCCAGCUCCGCUGCUGCCCCCCUUGGCACCGGCACCGGCACCGGCACCAGCACUGGGUCCGGCUCGAGCGCGGCUGGAACCUACUCUCCUGGCACAGCCUGCACCAACGAGGGCGCUUGGAACUGCAUCGCCGGCAACGCCUUCCAGCGGUGCGCCAGCGGCAGCUGGUCGGCGGUCAUCUCUAUGGCCGCCGGCACCAAGUGCACGGCUGGCGUCAGUGACACGUUUGCCAUCAGCCGUCGCGGCCUUGGCCGGGCACCGCGCCGCAAAAUCAACCUCUACGAUUAA